Sipha flava (yellow sugarcane aphid) is the source of this 1490-nucleotide messenger RNA. RefSeq names its product queuine tRNA-ribosyltransferase catalytic subunit (gene Tgt). Gene Ontology annotation, molecular function: tRNA-guanosine(34) queuine transglycosylase activity. The coding region runs from base 291 to 1469 and encodes 392 amino acids. The record is from RefSeq and is a predicted model, not a curated record. Gene Ontology annotation, cellular component: cytosol. The transcript has 2 exons. NCBI's taxonomy places the organism in Eukaryota, Metazoa, Arthropoda, Insecta, Hemiptera, Aphididae.
UGUUGAUAAGAGUUAUAAUAUUAGUAAAUACGUUAUUACAUUUGGAUUUAUAUAAAUUUAGUGCUAUGAAAUUUAAUAAUAAAAAUUAAUUUCUUAUCCUUUCAACUGAUUAAUGUACUUUCCUACGACUCUGCAUUCGUAUUUUGUUUUUUUUUUAUAAUUUAUGUCCGAUGAAAGCGUUUCGCAAAUUGUCUGCUGCUAUGACAAACCAAAUCACAAAGUUGUGUUACUAAACCUCUAAAUAUAUGUGUGAAAUUAUAUUCUGAAUAUAUUCAAACUUAUAAGUUAUUAUGGAAAAAGCUAUGCAAUUUGAUGUAAUUGCUACUUGUAGUACAACAAAAGCACGUACAAGUCUUAUGAAAUUACCACAUUAUACUGUAGAAACACCAAUUUUUAUGCCAGUUGGUACCAAGGGGUCAAUUAAAUCUGUUUUACUAGAACAGUUAGAAGAUAUAAAUUGUCAAAUUAUUUUAGGAAAUACCUAUCAUUUAGGAUUACGUCCUGGAGUUGAGUUAUUGAAAAAAGCCAAAGGACUUCAUAAUUUUAUGGGUUGGAAUCGUGCUUUACUUACAGAUUCAGGAGGCUUUCAAAUGGUUUCAUUAUUACAUAUGGCCGAGAUUAAUGAACAGGGUGUUAAUUUUAAAUCGCCCUAUGAUGGCACUAAAAGCUUAUUAACUCCAGAGAAAUCUAUUCAAAUACAAAAUGCAAUUGGUGCUGAUAUUAUAAUGCAGUUGGAUGAUGUUGUACCAACUACUUCAAAAGAUGAUGCAAGAAUGGAAGAAGCUACAUAUAGAACAUCACGUUGGUUAGAUCGCUGUCUAAGUGCUCAUGAAUAUCCUGAAAAACAGAAUAUAUUUCCAAUUGUUCAAGGAGGUCUUAUAGAUAAUUUAAGGAAACUUAGUGGCAAUUUACAUUUACAAAGAAAAGUAAAUGGUUAUGCUAUUGGUGGUCUCAGUGGUGGAGAAGCUAAAGAUGACUUCUGGAAAAUGGUUUCGUUAUCUUCUCAGUUAUUACCAUGUAAUAAGCCCAAGUAUGUCAUGGGAGUUGGAUUUGCAGUAGAUUUAGUAAUUUGUUGUGCCUUAGGAGCUGACAUGUUUGACUGUGUUUUUCCAACUAGAACGGCACGAUUUGGUUGUGCAUUAACUCCACAUGGUCAGAUUAAUUUAAAAAAUAAUAAAUACAAAAUGGAUUUUGAGCCUAUUGAAAAAAAUUGUAUUUGUUCAACGUGCAAAACCUAUACUAGAGCAUAUUUGCAUCAGAUUGUCAGUACAGAAUCAGUUUCUUGUAAUUUAUUGUCAGUGCAUAAUCUCACUUAUCAAAUGCAGUUAAUGAAAUCCAUUCGAGAUAGUAUUAAAGAAAAUAAAUUUCCAAAAUUUGUACAGAAAUUCAUGUUAAAUAUGUAUCCAAAUAAAAACUAUCCAAAAUGGUGUAUUGAUGCAUUAAAAACUGUAAGUAUAGAACUGGAAUAAACAUUUUUAAAAAGUGUUAUU